GCAGUUUCGAUAUAGAACUUGGGGCGCCUUUAACAGCGGUUGUAUGAAGAACCGGUAAGCUGUGAUUAUUUGGGAAUUUUUCAAUACAAGAAACUGCCCAAUUGAUAUUUGAUAGUUUUUAAAAGCUUUUGGACAAGGAAUUAUCAACAGACGUAUAGAAAGACAGAAACCAACGCAGAUUUUUUCGUAUCUGAUGAGCUCCUCCGUCGCACCGCUGGUGGUAAGAUGGCUGUGCAGUUGGAUGGAGGAGGGAAGGAGGACUUGAAAACACAGUUUGUCACGCGGGAAGGAACUUAUAAGCUAAUGACUUUGUCGGAGUAUUCAAGGCCAAAUAGGGUCGGUUACACGAAUAGUCAAGGAAGCGCAUCCGUUAGAGUGUCUUUUGUAACUUUACCGGAUCCAGCGGAUCCUACGGGUACGCAAGGACUUGGUGAUCGAAUGUGUUUCAACUUUGGCAAAGAGCUUUAUAUUUAUGUCUAUCGAGGAGUUAAAAAGGCUGUGGACUUAAAUAAACCAGUGGAUAAAAAAUUAUAUAAAGGAACUAAUCCAACUUGCCAUAAUUUUAAUCAAACAACAGCAACUGCAGACAGUGCACCAUUAUUAGUUGGUUUCUCUACAGGACAAAUUCAAUUGAUAGAUCCAAUAAAAAAAGAACUUAGCAAAUUAUAUAAUGAAGAUAGAUUAAUAGACAAAAGCAAAGUAACAUGUAUAAAAUGGGUUCCUGGAUCAAAUAAUCUGUUCUUAGUAUCACAUAGUUCUGGACAACUAUAUUUAUAUAAUGAAGAACUUUUAUGUGGUACAACAGCUCCUCAUUAUCAAUCUUUUAAAUCAGGAGAUGGUUAUGCCAUAUAUACUUGUAAAACAAAAUCCACAAGAAACCCUUUGUAUAGAUGGGUAAUAGGUGCAGAAGGAUGUUGUAUAAAUGAAUUUGCCUUUAGCCCAUGUGGUUCAAACUUAGCAGUUGUUUCCCAAGAUGGAUUCCUACGAGUAUUUCAAUAUAAUACAAUGGAGUUAGUGGGUUCAGCUAGAAGUUAUUUUGGUGGAUUUUUGUGUGUAUGUUGGUCUCCAGAUGGAAGAUAUGUUGUUGUGGGUGGUGAAGAUGAUCUUGUGACAAUUUGGAGUUUUCAUGAAAAAAGAGUGGUAGCUCGAGGUCAAGGCCAUCAUAGUUGGGUAAGCGUAGUAGCUUUUGAUCCUUAUACUACAUCUUAUGGAGAUCAUGAUCCAGACUUCAGUGGUUCAGAUGAUGAAACAUUACCACAUAAUAAUCAUAAUCACUAUCAUGAGAAGUCUAAUCGUUUAUCUACAACUUCACAAGGAAUUCAUUCAAACAGAAACUCUUGUGGUUCAGAAUUAAGAGUGUCAGGUGGUACAUGCUACAGGUUAGGUAGUGUGUCACAAGAUACUCAGUUGUGUUUGUGGGAUAUUACAGAAGAUGUGUUGAGACAACCAAUGUGUGCAAAGCAAAGGCCAUCUGCAGCAGGUUCUAGCAUUCUUCCUACAUCUGCAACAAUCAACAGUGGGAAUGGUUCAACACAAAAUCACCACUUGAACAAUUCUAAACAUAAUAAUUUGAAUAAUGUUAAUUGCAAAGAAAACGCGAGUGGUAAUAAUGAAAAUAGUAAUAAUAGCAUGAGUACAAAUACAGCAGUGUCAACUGUAAAUUCUUUGACACAAAGGUUAGCAGGGCUUGGCUUUGGUGAGCGUAAAGGUGAUAAUCAUAAAAGGAACUUUAGCCUCACUAUGAGAGGUAGUGGUGCAUCUAAUAGCACAAUAAUGCAAAACAGUGGUAGUGAUAAAACUACCACUAACUCAAAUACAAAUAGUAAUUUGAACAGUGUCAGUGGAAAUUUAGUAGGUCCAAAUAAGAAGGUUAGUUCUGUGAUGGACGAUCCUAUGAGGUUGAUAGGAACUGCCUGGUGCCCUAGGUUUGAUGAGUGCCCAGUGCUAGAACCACUGGUGUGCAAGAAGUUGGCACAUGAAAGAUUGACUGAAUUAGUGUUUAGGGAAGAUUGCUUUGUAACAGCGUGUCAAGAUGGAUAUGUCUACACAUGGGCAAGGCCUGGUCACAUGAUUAAUGUUCUGUACCAUGCUUUGGCUGAUGCAAGAGAAUCAUGGAUGAAUCUUCCCAGAAAUUAUCGCAUGCCUGGAAUAGGACAGGUUGGAAAUGCUCUUCACGUUGUCAGUCCUGCAGAAAGUGGAGGUACUAUAGUAUAGCCAGAACCAGAUAUUAAUACAUUUUCAAAGCACGAAGAAGAAUACAUCCCAUUAAUGCGUGCAUUACAAUCUUCAAAAAUGCAGUUUCAACCAUAUACCCAUUAUCGACAUCUAUAUUACGUAUGGCCAAGUGAAAAUUAUUCCAGUAUUGUUUAAAAAAAUAGAUAAUUCCAAAGCAUCUAAAAAUUGAUUGCUUAAAUUUUUUUUUUAAUACCAAUUGCCUUUCCUUUCCGAUUUUUUUUUAACACAAUAAAGAUGUUCAAAUUUCAUAAUAUUAUACAAAUUUUAUAAGAGAAUUCAGCGAAAGUAAUAAGUAAAUUGUGUGUACAUGUAUAUAUGUAUACAUAUGUAUGUUGCUCUUAUACACUGUACUAAAUCAUUCCAAUAAGAUCCUCUUAGAAAAAUAAAUUUAAAUUGAAUGGUGUUAAUACUAAAUGCUUAUGUAUAUAUAUAUAUUAUAUAUAUACAUAUUAUUAAAAAUUUUUAUAUUAUCAACAUUUAAUUUAAUUAUUUAAAAACAUGAUUUGAAAUAGUUUGCUUCUUAUGGAAGACAGAUUAACAAGCAGUGCAAUUAUUGUAAUCAGUCAGAGAAAUAUGUAAAUAUAAAAUAUUUUAAGUAUUAUUUUAAUUUGUUAUUAAAAAUUAUUGUUUUUAUUUCGAAUUAUAUUAUAUUCGAAAAAAAAUGAAUUAGAUAGUAUAUAAUACAAAGAGAAUUUAUAUUAUAUUAUUUUUUAAAAUUUAAUUACAACAAAUAUUAUUUUUUUACAUUGUUAAUUUUAAAAAAUAUUUACUGAAAAUAUGCUACAAUAUUUCUUCCUCAAUGUUUCUAUUUCACUUCUUGUUAACGCAAUUUAGAAAUAUAGCCGAAUUAUUGCUAACUAAAUUGCCUUAAUAAAAUUAUAAAUUAAAUAAAAGAAUUUUUUAUUUGUUCUAAAAUAUGAAUUUGUUCCCGAGAAACUUGUUCGCUUUAUUGGAAAUUUAUAGUGCAUCAUUGAUGUACAAUUAGUUAAAAAUUAUUAAAUAAUGUAAAAGACGACUUUAUAUCUGAGAGCUACAAAGCAUUAAUAAUAAAUAAUUAAUUAAAAACUAUAGAAUAUACUUGU
This is a messenger RNA of Apis laboriosa (Himalayan honeybee), 3317 nucleotides long. Its product is annotated as WD repeat-containing protein 20. The transcript is spliced from 5 exons. The coding region runs from base 226 to 2214 and encodes 662 amino acids. Gene Ontology annotation, molecular function: protein binding. Lineage: Eukaryota; Metazoa; Arthropoda; Insecta; Hymenoptera; Apidae. The record is from RefSeq and is a predicted model, not a curated record.